CCGGGGGCUGCCGAGAGCGAGCGACCCCCCUCUCGCCUCACCUCCCCUCACUCCCUCAGCGCCCGUCAGGGCCCGGCCCGCAGCGGCAGGGAAUUCACUCUCUUUAAAAGAAAAUGUCUACAUCUAACAUUGCAGCAAGAGUGGACACUUGGCUUUCAUCCACGUGGCAUGUUAAAGUUCCUUUGACGUGGCUAGAAGCAUGUAUUAGUUGGAUCCAGGAAGAAAACAGUGGUAGUAACUUAAGUCAAGCUCAGAUUAACAAGCAAGUAUUUGAGCAAUGGCUUCUUACUGAUCUAAGAGAUUUGGAAUAUGCUGUUUUGCCUGACUGCAUCUUAGAUGCACCCAAGGGAGAGUUGUUAGGCUUCUACUCCAUACAGAUUGAUUCACUGAUUGAUGUUAGCCAGCCAGCAUAUUCCCAGUUGCAGAAGCUAAGAGGGAAAAGUACUGUAAAUGAGGAAGUGACAGCCAGUACUCAGGCAUUUCAGAAGCCCUGGGAAGCAAAGCCUACUCGAAUGCUGGUGCUGGAACUAACUGAUGGGAUACAUCGAAUUCAGGGCAUGGAGUAUCAACCAGUGCCUGUUCUCCACAGUAAUCUUCCUCCUGGAACAAAAAUCACUGUACAGGGUAAUAUUCCAUAUCGUCUUGGAGUUCUUCUGCUUAAACCAGAAAAUGUGAAACUGUUGGGGGGUGAGGUGGAUGCUCUUCUGGAGGAGUAUUCUCAGGAAAGGGUCCUUGCUAGAUUAAUUGGAGAAACUGAAAACCCUAAUUCUGUUGGGCAAGCUGGUCAUUACCAAAUUGUUUCAAGGCCUGUAGAUGAAUUAGAACAAACUCUAGGCCCUUCAGAUGAAGAGCUCCUAGCUAGUCUUGAUGAAAAUAAUGAAUUUACUUUAAACAACGAAACAUCGUUAGAAAGUGGAUACGGCAGUAGAAGCAACAAUUUUAGUACAGUGACAGCGUCACUGACUGCACACAAUGGAAAUGUUUUCCUACGGGAAUCUGGAAGUCCUUUGCCUCAUUCAGAUGAAAAAGUUUCACCUCCCAGAGAAUAUGUUGAUGGCUUUUUAAAUGACUUUCCUGUAGAAGAUGACUUCCUUCUGGAAGAAGAGAUGCAAAGUGAGCUGGAAGAAGUGCUGCCAGUGAUGAUGAACAGAAAUACAAAUUUAAUUACUGAGAGACUCCCACAUACAUCUAGAAGUUUCUGCAAUUCAUCUUUAAAUGGCACUUAUGAAAAUGAUUUUGUCAAUGAAAGAGAUAAGCCUCUAGAAGCUACCAGCAAGCAAAACACUUUUGUAAGAGCAGUAUUAGAUGGAGAUAGAAAUAGUAUUACUGACUUUUCACAGCACAAAAGUGUACAUCAGAUGUGCAGUACUGCAAAUUUUUCUUUGGAAAAACCUCUUGAAGAAAGGCAGAAUGAUACAGACCUAGAUGACAGCAGGUGUAAAUCCCUGCACACUUCUGACAGCAGGCUGUUAAAUGAAGACCCUGUAUUUUUCUCAAAAACAGACCCAGAAGAACAUCAGCAGAAACAUGAUUCACAGACCUUUCCUUGCAGAAUAGUAGAGACAUAUAGAGAUUUAGAUUCUCCACCUUUCACAUAUAUUUCCCUUCUCCUUGCAAAAAAACCUGAAACUGUUACAGUUCUUAAAGUUAAGUGUUUUAUUGUUACUCUCACUGGAAACCUCACAAGCAGCAAUGGUUUCUGGGGUAUAAAGGCAAAAAUUUCUGAUGGUUCAGCUUACCUUGAAGUAGAUUUUGCUGAUGAAAUUCUGACAAGUUUGAUUGGCUUUUCAGUGCCUGAAAUGAAUAGACUGAAAAAGGAUCCAUCUUUACAUCUGAAGCUUAAGGAUGGUUUAGAGAAAUGUCAAAAACAACUGAUAGAUCUCUGUUGUUUGAUGACUAUAGAGUUCAAUCCACUUCACUCUAAAGCCACUGUCUUAAUUCUUCAGGAUGCUGAUGCAAAGCAUCUAGAGCAACUGAAGAAGCGUUUGAAUAAAUAACAUACAAACUUGCAGACUGUGUCUUAGGAAACAUUUAAGACAGGAGGAAAGCAGUUGAAUAAAUUUAAACAAAGAAUUAUUUUUUAAAUGCAGUCACUUCUGGCUAUGCCAACCUGAAAACUCAAAAUAUAUACUCAGUGUGCAAGAACCUGAAGUGUUCAAAAUGUUCAGGUCUGGGUGCGUAUGUAGGAGACCCAACCCUAUACAUAAAUGAGAUUAAAAGUUGCACACUUUUUAAAGAAUUAAAGGUCAAACUUUAAAAAAUAUUAACAGUAAAGAAUGAAUGGGCAAUCUGUUUUGUCAUGUUGUUGUUAAUCACUGCAAAUAGUUUUGAACCCUCAGGCAGCCUUAUUCUUUGACUGUUAAAAUUACUUGUCUAACCUUUUCACAGAGUAGUUAAAUACUUGUGCUACAAACAUAUUGUAUAUAUGUAUUUAAUAUUGGUGUUAAUUUUUAUCUUUUUUUUUUUUCUAAUUUCUGCUUUUAGAACAUAUAAAAAUAAAUAUAUUAAGGUUUUCAUUUAAACUUUGGUGGAAGUUGUGUAGUCACUUUAAAAUAAAAAUAUACACCUUA
Messenger RNA from Apus apus (common swift), 2570 nucleotides. It is a transcript of the gene RMI1, whose product is annotated as RecQ mediated genome instability 1. Bases 114 to 1997 code for a protein of 627 amino acids. The transcript is spliced from 2 exons. NCBI's taxonomy places the organism in Eukaryota, Metazoa, Chordata, Aves, Apodiformes, Apodidae. Gene Ontology annotation, molecular function: nucleotide binding. The record is from RefSeq and is a predicted model, not a curated record. Gene Ontology annotation, biological process: double-strand break repair via homologous recombination; resolution of meiotic recombination intermediates. Gene Ontology annotation, cellular component: RecQ family helicase-topoisomerase III complex; nuclear body.